AGCGCCGAUUUGGGUUUUAUGCGUUACUCAAACAGGUUGUGCUUUAGUGAUGUGAGGUAGUAUUAUCAAACUUCAAAUCAUUCAGGUUUCCCUGUGUAAUAACUUGUAGACUGCUCCCCAAAAUUAUCACCAUCGUUCCAGUUUCUAAAUGUACCUAUAAACUCGAAGUCCGACACCUAACUGGUGUUCGAACACCAAAAAGAUCUUGGUGAAGAAACUGACAAAGUGCAAAGUCUCCUAAUCACUCUGAGCAAUAAUGCAAGAUCAUUUAAAGUGGGCUUUGUCUCUUAAAUGAGAAAUGUUGCUUUAGGACUUUUCUAGAACAACAUAUAAACUAAUUGUAGGAUGCGAAGUAGUUUAGUGCAUUGACCACUUCAUUUAUCUAAGUGGUCUAGUCAGCUGUGAUGUGUUUGUGUUGGGUGAGAUCGCGUCACGAAUUUGGAAAGUUCGGUUGAGUUUCGCUAAAUUGUGUCACUUGUGGUGUAUGUGCAGUGUCCAUCUACCGACUAAAGUACGAGUAUACUGCACAGUAAUUCGUUCUGUCCUACUUUAUUGCUGUGAAGGAUAUUCUAUGAAAGUAGAUGUGAGUAGGCUAAAUAGUUUUUGAUCAUGGGGGCUUUGAAACAUUGCGUGCGUUUCUCGGAACGACCGAGUUGGCAAUGUUGAUGUUUGAUAAAUGUGUUAGAUCGGUCGGUGAGCCUAUAAAUUUCCAUCGACUCAGGUAGUUAGGACAUGUGUUAUGUAGACCCAACCACUGUAUGCCUCAAAGAGCAAUGCUUGAUUGUACCGUGUUAGGUUGGAUGAAAGAUAGGCAUGGCCAAACAGGAACGUGGCAUCAGCCUAUGAAGUCACCGACUGUUGUCUGAACUAUGUAGGCAGAUGCAAACUACUUGUUUAAGUUCACAUGUUAACCGCAACCUGCGAUUGGAGACUUUAAAUGACAGCUCAGAAUAAUUCACAACAACGAGGCAGGGUGGCUCCCCAAGAAAAUCAUCUGCUUGUGUUUAGGCGCCCGGGUAUUAUUCCAGCUCUCAUAUAAAUCGAAUUAUUUUUGUGGCGUAUAUAUAUUUGGUGCCUCCUUGUACCAAUAUCUGUGUUUAAAUAAAUAGAUAAAAUGCAUUAAGUCCCUAGCUGCCUCUUGGUUUCAGAUUUCAAUAUCCCUUCAUACAUAAAUUUCCUGUCUUCUUAAUCAAUAUUCUCGAUGUUUAAUCUUCCGUUUUGUCACUUCUACAUUAUUUCCGUCCUUUUAUCUCGUCGUGCUAAUUAUGUAUGAGUACGUCGGGGGAUUCAGUGUAACAUUUUAUGUACUCGGCUUUGAGGCAUAUUAUGUGAGACUAGGGAUGGCUACCCAGACGGACCAGGGUUCAAAUAUGUAACCUAGUGGUUUUAAUCAGCAAGCAACUGCUGCACAUUUAACAUAUUAGUACUACUUGUAUGAAGUUUAGCAUUGGGAUGUUGUUAUCAGCAUACUCAAGCUUGUAGAUAAUUUUGCAUCCAGAGACUACAACUAAUUCACAAAAUACAGUGCAUAUAAACAAUAUGUUUUCGGCAUCUCAUAAAUGGUUUCGCUUUCCGUUUUCAUAGGCGUUUGUAGAUAGUAGGAAUAUGCGUUUAUGCUCAGUCUUUCAAUAAGUUACUCAUUUCAAAUUACUCAUAUUGAAGCUUAGAUUUAAUCUUACAUCAAUGCACCCGGGUCUGGUAAAUUUGAAGACCAGUGUCUUAAUUUAUUACACAGGGAUUCGAGAAAGUAUGUCGCUUUAUCACUUUCUAUUUUACGGAGUGUCUUGUAAAUUGAAUAGGUUUUUGAUCAAACAAACCAUGCACAAAGUGUCAUCUUUUAGAGCUGUUAUUAAAAGUGUCAAUUAAAUUAACUGGUAAAUGUAUUUGCUGAAACCUCUAAGAUAAGGUUUUUUAUCGUGUUCUUCACCGCAGAAAUGAAAUCUGGCUCCAAAAUACAAUAAUUUAUACCUCUGGAUAUGUAAAACGUUUAUUUACCAUGUUGACUUAUCAUCGUCUGCUAAAAUCUACAAGAAAAGAUGCUAGUUCCGGAUUAUGGUUGGGACUUAUCGUCCCUGCUUUAUUACUUAAAACAGAUAAUAAAGCACUCGCUUACGAAUUUUUUCUAUCUCUAAUUGCUGUACUCUUCUUAACGAAAAAUAGUCAUUUUAAACAUGCUGUCAUUCCUAUAUGUAUAUGGCUGAAUUGUCAACAUUUUCACCAUGUUAGUACGGUGAUUCGUUCUUUGUUUACAGUUGUGUUUGUUCUAUGUUUUUCUUACAAAUUACUAAGUUUAUUUCCUUUUUCGUUUACGUUUGGUGAAACUAUGCUACUUGCUCAUCUUUCUGCAGUAUUUCUUCUUACUGAAUGUAAUUUUGUAGUACCAUUUUUAAUACUCUUUCUAAUUGAACGAUAUUCUAUUAGAUUCUCAGUGAAAAUGGCUUUUUCUGUGUUAAUAACACUUACUAUUUUGACUGGAUGCUUUUGGAUUUACACUUGUCGUGUAAAGAUAGCUACUAGCUUCAUUAUAAAUCAAAUUGAAUGCUUUAUUGUGUCAACUAAUUUCAUUUUAUUGAUAUUUUGGUUAUGCUUAUUUAUGCUAUGUGUUUAUAUUACUAUCGUUUAUCGUUGUUCUGAUCAUAACACUUAUCGAAUCAUGAAUAGUAAUACAGUUAAACCAGAAUUUUGUGAUAGUUCAAUGGUAUUAUCCGAUGAAUUGAGCCUAUCCGAUCAAAGUGAAUAUCAUGAAUUAUGUAGCGAAAAUGAGUUAAUUAAAGAUAAUCAUACAACUUGUGAUUUAUUAUAUGAUGAUAGAGAAGAAACGUUCCAAAUUCGUAAACUAUUUCAUUUUGCUGCUGGUAUUGUAUAUUCAUCUGGUUUGCUCUAUUCACCACAUCUUCUUUCAUUGAUGUCUGUCGCAUUACUUAUUGUAUUUUGGUGCUUUGAAUGGAUUCGAAGGCGAGGGACAUCUACUCUUUCCUCCUACCUUAGUACUUUGGUUAAUCCAUUUCGCGAUAAACGAGAUUCUGGUGAUAUUCUAUUCACACCUAUUGCUCUUUUACUCGGUUUAAGUGUUCCUGUUUGGUGGCCACAAAAUAGAAAUUCUAAUGGGAAUAUAAUUAGUAUUGAUCACAAUUCAUUAUCAUUCAUGAGCUUGUGGUUAAAAAACUAUCCUAAUUGUGAAGUGUCGAUUUAGUUUACAAGUUUUAUGGAUAUGCUUAUGACAGAGAGUUAAUAAUCUGUUCAUCAGUGACUAGCUCCAUAUGGAUUCCAGAAUUUCUAGUGAAAAGUGAUUCCUGUUGGAGUUGAACCAUGUCACUAAUACGACUAGAUGCUGACGUUACCCGAAGUGUAUCGUAUCUAACACUCGGUCGUUUCUCCUUCCCUUUAAUGAGCAACCUAUGCUACGAAUUGGAUGUGAAGCCGUCAUCAUGGUCAGGAGUUCUAUCAAUAGCUAUAGGCGAUAGUUUUGCUGCAUUGAUUGGACGAGCUUACGGAAAACGUCGUUGGCCUGGAUCACAUCGAACAUAUUUAGGAUCUUUCGCUUCUUUCUUUUCACAAAUUAUUGUAUGGACAAUUAUAUCAUAUUAUUAUUCAUGGCAUUGGUUAAUCGGUAUUAUUCCUUUAUUAAUUGGUGUACUUAUUGAAGCAUAUAUUGAUCAAAUUGAUAAUUUAGUUAUACCAUUAGUUGUUAUGCUUCUAUUUCAUAGUUUAUAAUAAUCAUAUCAGGUUUUAUUAUACACAUUAUAUGUACUGAUUUAGAUUUGUUUAUUUUCUAUCACAUUUCAUGUAUGUUUAUAUGUUUACUUUUGUAUGUGUACAUAAUAAAUUAAUAUAUAUAUAUA
This is a messenger RNA of Schistosoma spindalis, 3842 nucleotides long. The record is from the annotation of a GenBank genome assembly. Lineage: Eukaryota; Metazoa; Platyhelminthes; Trematoda; Strigeidida; Schistosomatidae.